UCUAUCGAACUAACAGCGAUUCACAGUACUAUGAUGAAGAGCAAAGUGAUGGUGGUGUUAUAUUUCAAUAUAUAUAUAACAACCUGAAACGUCAAGCAGUUUAUCUUAAGGAUCAAUUAAAUGACACGGAUCACACAGCCCUGACCCAUCGAGGCAUGGACUCCAUUAGACCUCUGAAGGUGUGCUGUGGUAUCUGGCACCAAGAUGUUAGCAGCAGAUCCUUUAAGUCCUGUAAGUUGUGAAGUGGGGCCUCCAUGGAUCGGACUUGUUUGUUCAGCACAUCCCAUAGACGCUCGAUUGUAUUGAGAUCUGGGAAAUUUGGAGGCCAAGUCAACACCUCAAACUCGUUGUUGUGCUCCUCAAACCAUUCCUGAACCAUUUUUGCUUUGUGGCAGGGCGCAUUAUCCUGUUGAAAGAGGCCACAGCCACCAGGAAAUACCGUUUCCAUGAAAGGGUAUACAUGGUCUGCAGCAAUGCUUAGGUAGGUGGUAUGUGUCAAAGUAACAUCCACAUGGAUGGCAGGACCCAAGGUUUCCCAGCAGAACAUUUCCCAAAGCAUCACAUUGCCUCCGCCGGCUUGCCUUCUUCCCAUAGUGCAUCCAUGGUGCCAUGUAUUCUCCAGGUAAGCGAGACACGCACCUGGCCAUCCACGUGAUGUAAAAGAAAACUGGAUUCAUCAGACCAGGCUACUGUCUUCCAUUGCUCCGUGGUCCAGUUCUGAUGCUCACGUUUCCACUGUUGGCACUUUCGGAGGUAGACAGGCAUCAGCAUGGGCACCCUGACUGGUCUGCAGCUAUGCAGCCCCAUACGCAACAAACUGUGAUGCACUGUGUAUUCUGACACCUUUCUAUCAGAACCAGCAUUAACUUUUUGAGCAAUUUGAGCUACAGUAGCUUGUCUUUUGGAUCGGACCACACGGGCCCCACAUGCAUCAAUGAGCCUUGGCCACCCAUGACCCUGUCGCCGGUUCACCACUGUUCCUUCUUUGGACCACUUUUGAUAGAUACUGACCACUGCAGACCGGGAACAUCCCACAAGAGCUGCAGUUUUGGAGAUGCUCUGACCCAGUCGUCUAGCCAUCACAAUUUGUCCCUUGUCAAAAUCGCUCAAAUCCUUAUGCUUGCCCAUUUUUUCUGCUUCUAACACAUCAACUUUGAGGACAAAAUGUUCACUUGCUGCCUAAUAUGAGAUGAAGAGAAUAAUCAGUGUUAUUCACUUCACCUGUCAGUGGUCAUAAUAGGCCCGUUCGAGAUGCAUCGGUGCUGCGCAAAUCGAUCAGUGUAUGACAUCAAAGUACCGCGAGAGCGAUUCAAAAGCAUAAGGAGUCGUAUGCUCUCUAAAACGCUCUUGCAGUACUUUGAUGUCAUCCGCUGAUCGGACUGGGCAGUGCUGAUGAAUCUCGAACAAGCCUAAAGUUAUGCUUGAUCAGUGUAAAGCUUUAAUGUAGAAGUGAAAAAGCUACAUGUACAAGAGAUAGAAAGAAUGCUCAAUUCUCCACAUCUUAUAUGUAAGUCAGUAAGUCUUAAUUCAGUUUCUUUUCAUUUAUCUACAGGUGUACAUGUUCAUCAGAGGCUUGUUGGGUGUGAAUUACUGAACAAUGAUAAACCAGGUCUACUGAAGUCAUGGGAUGCUUUUGAUCAACUAAAUACAGAGGAAUUCUCCUUUAAUGCAGAAAAAAAUGAAAUGCAAGUGAAAAUGCCAUGGAUGCCAUGGAGCCAACAAGAAUGGCAUAAUAAAAAGUUUCUGCAUGAAUACAUUUAUCAACCUAUUUGCAUUAAAACACUACGGAGGUUCCUGAAUAUGGAAAAGAACAAGGUGAUGAGAAAAGUGAAACCCAGAGUCAGACUUAUAUGGAAGACACUCACAGACUCUCAAGGGCUUCAGAUCAGCUGUCUGGCCACUGGUUUUUACCCCCGUCACAUUAACCUGACUCUGUUCAGAGAUGGUCAGCCUGUGGAUGAUGAUCAGAUCACAGGAGGAGAGAUUCUUCCCAACGGAGACGGAACUUACCAGAUGAGGAAGAGUUUGAUGAUCAGCGCAGAAGAACUACGUGAAAGACAUAAAUACAACUGUACAAUGAAGCACCUCAAUCUGGACAACAAACUGGACAUUACAUUUGAUGUGGAUGAAUCUGACCCUGGAUCCAUUAGUCUGUCUGUAGUUAUCAGUGUGCUGGUGUUAAUGUGUGUGGCUGUUCUCAUCAUACCUGCACUCAUUAUAAAGAGGAAGAGAUGUUCUGCUGGACGAGGCUCUGAGACGUCAAAGAGUGAUUACUCCCUUACUCCAUCUUCCACGCAAGAUGAAACAUGAAAAUGGUUCUCAAGGCCCCGUUGUCCAAGACAAUAUCAAAGAUCCUUUCUCUGGUGACUGACCAGACUGACUACUGUGAACUCAUACAGACUGCUGACUCUAUAAUCAGAAUUUCUUGUGACAUAGUGUAGAAAGAUUCAGAAAGGAGACACUCAUCAUUCAGACUUUAUACAUUAAUAAAAUUAGACAUUCAUAUAAUUAACUGCUUGAUAAAUACUUUUGUAAACAGAUAUAGUCAGUUCUUUUUUGUAUAGUGAAUAUGUCAUCUCUUGAACUGUUUUAACUUUUUAAAGCAUUGUAGAUUUAUAUGGUUGAAUAAAAUGUUGCAUUAGAAUAAUCUACUUUGUGUCUGUUAUGUUAUGAAAGCUUUUCCUUUCAGUGUCAUGGGAGAUUGUGUCCUACAUAAACACCUGACACACCUAGUGCUACUGACACAGCUUAGGACUCAAAAUUCAGUUUUCACUUUCCU
This is a messenger RNA of Ctenopharyngodon idella (grass carp), 2779 nucleotides long. Its product is annotated as hereditary hemochromatosis protein homolog. The record is from RefSeq and is a predicted model, not a curated record. Gene Ontology annotation, cellular component: external side of plasma membrane. The transcript is spliced from 7 exons. Gene Ontology annotation, biological process: immune response. Lineage: Eukaryota; Metazoa; Chordata; Actinopteri; Cypriniformes; Xenocyprididae. Bases 1483 to 2310 code for a protein of 275 amino acids.